This is a messenger RNA of Daldinia vernicosa, 1644 nucleotides long. Its product is annotated as capsule polysaccharide biosynthesis protein. The coding region runs from base 332 to 1372 and encodes 346 amino acids. The record is from RefSeq and is a predicted model, not a curated record. The transcript has 2 exons. Lineage: Eukaryota; Fungi; Ascomycota; Sordariomycetes; Xylariales; Hypoxylaceae.
GUUAUCUUUUAUCCUUGGUAUUUUCUAGGUUAGCUGCUUCACCUUUUUCUUUUUUUUUCUCUUUUCUUCUUCUUCUGUAUAUAUAAGAAUUGGCGAAGAAUGGAGCCUUAUUAGUAUCGAAUUAUCUACUGAAUCGAAUGCCGUUCCCAUCGAAUAAUACCAGCCUCAUCGCGAAGUGUACAAACACGAUCCUCUGCCAUCUGCGAGCUUUACCUCUCUGGGGAAUCGCUAUAAUCAUACUACUCCUCGGGUUCCUUCGGAAGCAGCUGGCGGCUACUAUUACGAGUAGUAGAAUAUCAGGAUCGAACGGAAUACCUAAAAAAUAAACAUCAUGGCGUCUGCCGUCGCGGCUAGUAGGGUGCUGGGGGUCGCUGGACCGAUACUCGUACCGGCUGUCGCUUAUGGUGUCUACAAAGGGAACGUACUGGCAAUGCUUCAGUCUUUCUUUACAGGCCCUGGUAGGACAAGUCGUGCCGUGGCUCUAGUAGUCGUGCUUGUUAACUGGAAAAGCCUGCCUUUUGUGUGGACUUUCCGCGUUUUCAGCGCCAUGAUAACGCACCUAGGUUUUAGGCGCUUUCAUACACACACUCCCGACCAACUCUUCCACCCAAUAAUUACGCCGUCUCAUGUCUCGCUGCUCGAAGUCGAUUAUAAUAUCCACAAGUCCAACUCGACCUACUUCGCCGACCUUGACGUCAGCCGUUCUCAAUUAGUUGCACACUUAUUCGCUCGCGGCUGCCGCGAACUCGCUAAUAAUACCUCAACACGUCUGGUGAUGGAUCCGUCAGACCCCUCGAAACCAGCCAAGGGCAAAUUCGGCGUUAUGCUUGGAGCCGUGCAAUGUAGCUUCAAGAAAGAGCUACAACCAUAUCAAAAAUACGAGAUGUGGUCCCGUGUUCUCAGUUGGGAUCGUAAAUGGCUUUACAUCGUAACGCAUUUCGUUGAGCAUGGCGCCGUCAAACCGCGGUCUUGGGACGAGGGAAACUUCGGCGCGACAAGGAAAGACAAUGGGGAGCCCCAGGAUUGGGAGAAGAAAAUACAUGCUACGGCUAUCAGCAAGUAUGUAUUCAAGAUCGGACGAUUAACAGUACACCCCGCUGUCCUUAUCGAUGCCAGUGGAAUGCUGCCAGAGCGGCCUGAUGGUUGGGCUACUACGGAGAACGGGAUGGCCCCGCCAUCUCAUCUCAUCACUGGCCAUGUCGUCAGCGAAGCCGAAGCAAAGGACGGACAUGGUGGUUGGGAUUGGAAGAAAACGGAAGAAUUGCGCAAGAAAGGUUACGAGUUUGCAGCGCACUUCGCGGCGCUAGAUGGUUUGCAUAGCCAAUUUGACAGCGGUGAAGAUGGGGCUCUUGGUAGAUUUGGCCUCGCGUGAUUUAUACCGCAUCUAUACUCUAGACCUUCAAUCUUACGAUAAAUGUAGCUGAUCGUGUAUCAUACAGAUCCGGAUUUAUAUGCUUAGACUCGGCCUUGGAAGAAUAAACAUCAAAGACGAUUACAGAAUAUCAAUUGACUUUUAAGCCUCCCCGACUGCUCUUAUCGAUCUAAGUAUACACAUGAUCCGAAGACCAUUCAAAUGUUGCAUAAAAGAAGUUUACUAUUAACCACACUAUGCUGUGCCAACCAUUUAUAGAGCUAAAGCAGCCA